AUGGUGAAAAUGUUGGAGGCAGCCAGAAGGCUGAGGACAAAAAUGUGGAAGAUGACAAGGACAAGAACACUGAGGAAAAAGGAGGUUUGUUAUAAAUUAUAAUUGUAUAUUGUAAUACUUCAUCAGUUAUUAAUUAACCUACAGACUGCAGGUAAGGUAAAACUAUUUAGAUAAAUAUUUAAAUACAGUACCCACAAAUUGUAUUCUUCAUAAUGAUGUGAACAUUGUAAUGAUUUCAUUGUUUCUCUUUUUAGUUCUGCUGCUUUCAAGUCAACAUCUAUUAUGUAAGUUUUUGUUUGUAUGAAUAUGAUGCCUGACAUUUGUAUGUCAGUAUGUGUACUCACCUGACCUGCAUACUGUAGCUCAAACAUUGUUUUAUGCUUGCCAUAGCAUGCAUUGUUUAACAAAUUUAACUUUAAGUUAUUCUCAGAAAUUUUCAUUGGAAAGUGUAUUUAUAAUCAUUGAAAAUCUAACGUUUUCCGCCAUGUUGAUUUUGUUUGUCUCGUUUCCAGUCUCUACUCUCUUUUAGUCAUUGAUUUCAAAUUUCAAUUUGUAUUAAGAACAUUUUGACCUGCAAAUAAAUUCACACAACGUCUGUUUAUAUGUUAUUCACUAUUGUAGUAUUUAGUAAUUAGUAAUAAAUAGUAAUUACGUACAUAUAACAGACUUUGUUCUUGACUAGUUUCAACAUUUCUAUUGCUACAGUGAACCAAUUUUAAGUGGAGGUUCAGUUGAUCCCACACCCCCUAGCCAUCAUAGCUAUCAAAGUUCACUGGAUAGUUUCCUACCCACCCUUGAUCUAAAGGAACCAGGAGGUUUUAAUAUCGAAGAUUGGGCGGAAAAAGUUGCGACUAAGGUGGCACAAAAGCUAAGUUCCCAAAAAGAAGUGACUUCUGGAGCCACAUAUAAUCCCUUUCCGAGUAAGUCCCUUAAAGCAGGUAAUUUGUUUCAACUACUGGACGAGGUGCCUGAUUUUGCGUUAUUUAAUGAGGAGAACAGCCGGGUAUUGCAGUGUAGUAGUUGUGCAGAGUUUUUGUCUUCUCCUCGGGUUUCCGUUUCGUCCUCGUUUCGUCGACCAUCUGGCAGAACAGAUGGAAGUUUGGCAACCGGUCUGCACUUAUCAGAUGAUGUAUACCAACAACUGGUUACUGGUAAGUGCGAUAAAUGGUACCAUCAGAAACAAGGGGUGCCUUCAACAUCUUUCUUCCGAAACACACAAUAACGCUUUGGGUUAUGUGAAGUUGUUAAAACAAGGGAGAUCCAGGGAGGUGAUCUUUGUUAAGAAUCAACUUCGUGCAGCUUUUGGAAUUGUGAAAACCAAGUCGGCUGCAAUCCAAUACGAGGAACGAAUUGUGGAGCUUCAAGCAGCUGGUGCGGACGUCAGCGAUUUUGGUCAUUCCCGGAAAAUGUUUCCGCAAAUGAUUAAAGCGGCGUGUGCCUACAUUGACAGAAAAACGACCAAUUUCCUGUCCACCCCUCUUCCAAACACGGGAAUGCCACCACACUUUUAUGUCACAGCAGACAAGUCCACCAACCAUCAGAUCACCAAUCAGGUUACCGUUAUUUGUCCUGUGGUAGAUGGUAGUCGCAAAGGCAUUGUCCUGGAUGCUAGAGAGGUAUAUACCAACUCUGAUGGGAUUGGUGGUACAGGUGACGCUUCAGCCGCCGCUAUUUUCAAGGACCUGGAGGAACAUGUCAGUUUAAAAGACGAUCGUCUUCUUCAAUUUCAAGGAAGAGUAAUGGAUGGCCAAUACAUCAAUGAACCGUUUAUUGAUGGCAUGAACAAGCCUAUCAUGUGACUGUUGGAUGAUCUCCCAUGCAAAGAACGUUUCUGGUGGCCUGUACAAUGGGAUCCUGCACAUUGGCUGGACAAAGUUUUCAGCACAUUUAAGGAUUCGUGUUUUGUUGAUCGUCUCCUGAAGAGAGUGGCACUUUACCACCAACUUUUCAGGCACGGUAAAAUGCACAGUGUAGCGUGUCACACGGCAAAGGAUCUAAAGCUUCCAUUUCGUGUCACCAAUGCAUAUGCCCAUCAGCGAUUUAUGAGCUCCAGCUACUUGUCACUGAAGAACCUCGCAGACAGUUUGGAAGUGUACAUCGAGACCUUCAAAGACCAUGACAAUCGCGAAGAGAUUGGUUACAAGUUGUGUGGUCAAGACUUCGUCCAUGACUUGUUUGGUGUUCUCGAUUUGUUGUGGCCCCUGGUUGUCCUUAUGCUGCAGUCACAGGCAGAAUGGUAUCCUGGCUGGAAGCUGUGUGCGCAUAUUCCUUUGGUGAAAAGACAAAUGGAACGUUUCAUUGUCGAAGUGCCUAAAGACGACCCUUCUACUUACAUUUGUCCUAGACUGAACAAGCAAGUCGACGAAAUUUGAGAAAAGCGCUAUGGUCGAAGUGAACUGACAUUGGGGUGGUUUGCUCUUGCUGGUGGCGAUGAUGGACUGCCGGUGAAUUGGAACGCACGAGAGUUAGACAACAGCGCUGAUGACUUGAUAGAGCUGGCAAGGAAGGUAAUCAAUGAGCUGGAAGACCGUUACACUAACAGCUUCUCUGAUCUCAAUGCUUUCCAAAUGUUUCGACUUCGUAACAGAAUGCUUUUCAAAUGUUUCGACUUCGCAAGACUAUUUAUUGGAUUGUGUGGAAUACGAACCGAAGACAGAAUCCCCGUGGACAACAAUGCGUUCUCCGAACUUGGGGCAAACGAGUUUCGACGGUGUGUGACCUAUGUUUCACAGAUGCCACACAUACGAGACAAGAAUUUGGAGAUAGGCAUCGAGCUGUCGUCAACUGUCUUUUGGCGUUUCAAGAAAGUUUUAAUUUCUGUCGUCUGGGGUUGUAUGUUUCCCACACACUUCUGCCAAUUCUUCAAAAAAAUCGCAAUCAAAGAUAACAGAGAUUUCUCUUUGAAAGACGUGGUCGUCGGAGAAGGUGUGACCAUGAAAAAGUUCCUGGAUGGCACCCGACAACAAUUCACGCUUUCAGAAGUCUUCGAAGUAGAGUUGAGCAAUGGCGAGACAUGGAAGUUCUUUUUGACGAAGAAAUUGUUAUUAAAUCUUUGUAUACUGACCCUUCCUUUUACUCAGUUGUGGGCCAGGAGUUUUGCCUUAUUUUUGAUAUCUUCUAUGCAAAGAGUGGAGCCGAGGCAGUUGCAGAGUCUUUCAACAGGGUGGUGGACAAGCAUGAAAUGGAAGGUGGACAGAGCAUCCUGGUACUUAUGAAUCGUUCGAAAGUAGAGAGAUGGCAAAAAUGUACAUCAAUGGAGACAAGGAUCUUGGUCUAAGCAGGCAUCAUAUCCCAGUCUACAGAGAUGUCGAUCAUGGCAGAAACAUGAAGGAGAACUGUCAAAGGUUUUGGAUCGAAUUGCAACUUCCCGCCCAAAAUUUCCUUUUCUCUUGUGAUUCUGAUGACUCUUUGUCUUGUUUUGGUCAUAUGGGCUCACCUGUACAAUCUUCACUUUGUAACCUUUCAUUGACAUUACUAUUGAUGCUAAAUGUAACUUACUACAAAUGGAUUUUGGUGACUCUUUGUCUUGUUUUGGUCAUCUGGCAAUCUUCACUUUGUAACUUUUCAUUAACAUUACUAUUGAUGCUGAAUUCAACUUACUACAAAUGGAUUUUGGUGACUCUUUGAAUUGUCUCGUUUUGGUCAUCUGGCAAUCUUCACUUUGUAACUUUUCAUUAACAUUACUGUUGAUGCUGAAUUUAACUUAAUACUACAAAUGGAUUUUGGCGACUCUUCGUCUCAUUUUGGUCAUCUGGCAAUCUUCACUUUGAAACUUUUCAUUAACAUUACUAUUAAUGCUGAAUUUAACUUACUAAAAUGGAUUUUGGUGACUCUUUGUCUCGUUUUGGUCAUCUGGCAAUCUUCACUUUGUAACUUUUCAUUAACAUUACUAUUGAUGCUGAAUUCAACUUACUACAAAUGGAUUUUGGUGACCCUUUGUCUCGUUUUAGUCAUCUGGCAAUCUUCACUUUGUAACUUUUCAUUAACAUUACUAUUGAUGCUGAAUUUAACUUACUACAAAUGGAUUUUGGCGACUCUUUUGUCAUGGUGGACAUGAAAUUUGUUGUUCUUGUGAAAUUGAUAAUAUUUUAGUUAAUAUUAUCGGUUUUUGGAUAUUUUUGACAGUAUUUUUUGUGUGUAAUAUGUUAUCGUGAUUUACAAUGCCAGAAUAUUUAACAGCAGAUCAAUUAAAACAAAUACUGGAUGAGAAACUGGACCAGAAGCUAAUACCGUUGAAUUUGAAAGUUUCUGAACUCAGUACCAAACUUGAAGAUGCAAUGCAAUUCAUUGAUCUGGCUAACUCCAAGUAUGAAGAAGUAAUUACAAAACUUAAUUCUUACGAAAUAGCGAGAAUUGAGAUACAGGAAGAAAACAAGAUUUUAAGGAGUGCUUUACAACAAACUGAAAGCCAAGUGCUUCAAUUAAAAAACUCAUAUCAUGACCUUGAACAAUACUCUUGCAGGGAGUGUGUAGAAAUUCAAGGUAUACCAGCCCCUGAUCAUCCAACUAAGGAAUCAACUAAUGAUAUUGUAAUGAAAAUUGCCAGCAAAUUUAUGGAUAUUGAUAUCACCGAGAAAGAUAUAUCUGUGAACCAUCGUUUACCUGUGAAUAAAGGAUACAAGGGGAACAGACCUGAACCUGCAAUUAUCGUAAAAUUUGUUCGUGGAGAUACUAAAGUGGCAUUUUAUUGA
Messenger RNA from Paramuricea clavata, 4691 nucleotides. NCBI's taxonomy places the organism in Eukaryota, Metazoa, Cnidaria, Anthozoa, Malacalcyonacea, Plexauridae. The record is from the annotation of a GenBank genome assembly.